AACUCCAAACCUAAAACCCUAUUUUUCAUUUCAUAAAUCAAAAACCCCUAUUCUCACUUUAUUCAUUUCUUGUAUUAAGAUGGAAGAUUUUUCAAAGAAUCAAACAUUUGCAAUCCAUGCAUUUGCAGGUGCAUCAGCCUUAACUUUAGGCACUCUUUCCACUUACCCUUUUGAUACUAUCAAAACCCUUAUUCAGGUUGGAUCAGGUCCAGAUAAACAGUUGACUGCAGCUCAGGUGUUUGAUAGAGUUCGCAAACUAUCAGGAGAUUCUGGGGUGUACAAUGGCUUUGGGUGGUUGGCGUUGGGGAGAGUUUUGGGAGUGGGAGCACGCUUUGGCACAUAUGAAAUGUUGACAGCUUUCUAUAAAGAUGGUCGUAAAGACAACUAUGUGUAUGCCUCAGAGGCUCUUAUGGCAGGAAUUGCAGCCGGUGCUGUGGAAUCACUUAUCAGCUCUCCAUUUGAGCUUCUCACAGUUCGUGCACAAGUGACGAGUGCUUCUCGUGUAUCGAACUCUUCCAUGGGUUUACAAAAAACUUCUGUAUCAUCUUCAGUUGCAAAACUACUACGUGGGUAUUCUCCAGAUGUUAAGGCACUGAACCAUUCUGUUGGUCUUUUGUCUGCCCUGAAUACUAAGCAAGCAAACUUGACUGGCUCACUAAAAGAGUACCCGUGGAUGAUGACUGGGACUGGGCGGGCUCCACCCGUUUAUCAGGUUAGGAGGCCUAUUGAUGUCAUAUCUUUGGAAGGAUGGGGAGCCCUGUGGAGGGGUAUGCGAUCUGGGUUAGUUCGUGAUUCAAUUUUUGGCGGUGUAUUCUUCUCAAGCUGGCAAUUUCUGCAUCGUGCGAUGCUGGACUGGAAGGCUGUUGGGAUGGACCCGAUUCCAAGCUCUGAUGAAGAUAUCGGCCCAUUACACCCUUUAGCUGUUAGUCUGGCAGCUGGAUUUUCAGGCUCAGUUGCUGCAGCAGCGUCCCAUUCUUUUGACACUGCCAAAUGUCGAUCACAAUGUCUUGUGUUGCCAAAGUACAUUACCAUGGAGAGGAAGUUCCUAAGGUGGACUUUGCCAGGAAGGAGGUUUGAGAGACUUACCGGCAUCCAUCCUCGAGAUAGAAAUAUCCUUUUUCGUGGCAUUUGGUUGCGAAUGGCUCGCAGUGGAGUUGCAUCAUUUGUUUUUAUAGGUAGUUACUUUUUUGUGAUCGAUCGCCUAGUUUCAGUAUGAAUUUAUCUUACUAAACUUGAAUAAGGGUUUUGUGAGUUCUUCGAAAACCCAAAACCACAUGAUAUGUAACAUGAACAAGUCUUAUGCCUAGAAAAAUGGUGCAUUUUUGUCAACAUGUAUUAAAUCUAUGCCACAAGCUGAAUGUGAAUUUCAGUAGAUAAACUGGAGGCAAGUAACCUGUCAAAUUAUGUCCUGCUCAAAUGAUGAUAUUUGGUACUGGUCAUAACGGAUCAUGUUUGGUUGACAUGCGGUUUAA
This is a messenger RNA of Erigeron canadensis, 1472 nucleotides long. RefSeq names its product mitochondrial tricarboxylate transporter 1. The transcript has 6 exons. Lineage: Eukaryota; Viridiplantae; Streptophyta; Magnoliopsida; Asterales; Asteraceae. The record is from RefSeq and is a predicted model, not a curated record. Gene Ontology annotation, molecular function: transmembrane transporter activity. Gene Ontology annotation, biological process: transport. The coding region runs from base 80 to 1216 and encodes 378 amino acids.